AGGCUCAUUCAGUUUCUCCUCAAACUUUCUUCCUGCAGCUUUUGCCAUCAUCCAGUCGGAUCCACGAGCGCACUAUGAUCAGGUUUUUCCUGCUGACCCUACUGGUCUGUCUCGGCCCGAGUGAUGGCCGGGUCACCAAGCGCGCUGCCAUCGGGUGUCCAGAGAGGUGCGACAAGUCCGAGUGUGCUCCGGUACCGGAUGAUUGUAUGUCCGGUGAGGUUCUGGACCGCUGCGACUGCUGUUCGGUCUGCGCGUCUGCUGAAGGGGAACCCUGUGGUGGUCCCGAAGACCAGGAGUGUGGGGAGGGACUGGACUGUAUGGUGACCACAGGGGUGGAAGCUUCGGCCACGGUCCGCAGAAGAAGCAGCGCAGGAGUGUGCGUGUGUAGCGGAACCGAGCCUGUAUGCGGGAGCGACGGAGUCUCUUACCGGAACAUCUGCGAAUUAAAGUUGGCCAGCAACAGAGGCAGUAAAGUUCUGAAGCCGCCGGUGAUUCUGAUCCAGAAAGGAGAGUGCGGGAAAGCCCAGCAGAAUCCUGAGAGUCUUCGCUACAAGUUCAACUUUAUCGCAGAUGUUGUGGAGAAAAUCGCUCCUGCUGUUGUCCACAUUGAACUUUUCCGCAAGAUGAUGUUCUCUAAGCGGGAGGUUGCGGUUGCUAGCGGUUCUGGCUUCGUGGUCUCAGAAGAUGGCCUGAUUGUGACAAAUGCUCAUGUGGUGGUGAACAAACAUCGUAUCAAGGUGGAGCUGAAGAGUGGAGCAACGUACGACGCCAAGGUCAAAGACGUGGACGAGAAGUCCGACAUUGCACUGAUCAAGAUCGAUACGACGACCAAGUUGCCGGUUCUGAUGCUUGGACGUUCAUCUGACCUUCGGCCCGGUGAGUUUGUUGUUGCCAUCGGAAGCCCAUUCUCCCUCCAGAACACAGUCACCACAGGCAUAGUCAGCACGACCCAGAGGGGUGGAAAGGAGCUGGGCCUCCGUAACUCUGAUAUGGACUACAUCCAGACUGAUGCCAUCAUCAACUAUGGAAAUUCUGGAGGACCGCUGGUCAACCUGGAUGGAGACGUCAUCGGCAUCAACACCCUGAAAGUGACUGCAGGAAUUUCUUUUGCAAUUCCAUCAGAUAAGAUACGGAAGUUUCUGGCUGAGUCAUAUGGGCGACAAGCUAAAGGUGAGACUUCGAUGAAAAGGAAAUACAUCGGCGUGAGGAUGAUGAGUCUGACUCCCUCGCUGGCAAAGGAGCUGAAGGAACGUCAGUCAGAUUUUCCCGAUGUCACCUCAGGAGCGUACGUGAUAGAGGUCAUCAGUCACACUCCAGCUGAAGUUGCUGGCCUGCGCGAGAGCGAUGUCAUCAUCAGCAUCAACGGCGAGAGAAUUACCUCAGCCAACGACGUAAGCACUGCCAUCAGAGCAGGAGAGCCGCUACAGACGGUGGUGAGACGAGGAAACGAGGAUGUGAUCCUGACCAUCACACCUGAGGAAAUCGACCCUUGACCUCUUGGUUAGCAAAUCAUGAACUGUUUAAACAUUUGUGUGGACAUCAGGGAACUUGACUAAACACACAUACACAUUUGUGGCUCGGUACCAGUUUGUAGAUUCAGUUUUUACGCGGGUAGUCUGUUAAUCUUGCCUUCAACACUUUUUUGUAAAGAUAUGUGCACUACAACUCAUGACUUUGCGUCACAUAUGUGUCGCUCACACCGACAGAUCCUGCUGUUUGUUCUGGCUUUCACUUUAAAAUAGAAAUUAAAUCCAUUUUCAAUUUGGAAAAUGAGGGGGAUUUUAUCCAGUUUCAAAAGAAUGUUUUUUUUUAAUGACUUUUUUUAUUUCUCUAGAUUUCAGUGUUCAUAUUUUCUUCUCAAGUUUAUUAAUACAAUGGGUUUUUUGUUUGGGAUUUUUGUUAAUACAGUCUCGUAAGUCCACGGGCAGCUUGUGGUGGUGGCUCCUCCUCUGCUGACUCAGCAAUUCCUCUGUAGUGAAGCGGACCUGAACAUCAGGUUCUGAUUAGUCCUAACUCUUUCCUGCUGACUGGUCGGGCAGCUCCACAAUGUUCUAUGAUUAAAAUGAAACUAAACACA
Synchiropus splendidus (mandarinfish) is the source of this 2077-nucleotide messenger RNA. Its product is annotated as serine protease HTRA1B-like. The transcript is spliced from 10 exons. Bases 75 to 1493 code for a protein of 472 amino acids. The record is from RefSeq and is a predicted model, not a curated record. Gene Ontology annotation, biological process: programmed cell death; proteolysis; positive regulation of apoptotic process. Gene Ontology annotation, cellular component: extracellular region. NCBI's taxonomy places the organism in Eukaryota, Metazoa, Chordata, Actinopteri, Syngnathiformes, Callionymidae. Gene Ontology annotation, molecular function: serine-type endopeptidase activity; protein binding.